Messenger RNA from Paramecium octaurelia, 2463 nucleotides. Lineage: Eukaryota; Ciliophora; Oligohymenophorea; Peniculida; Parameciidae. The record is from the annotation of a GenBank genome assembly.
AUGUUAAUAUAUAUUUUAUUAUUGGGGUUAAUUAAUACUUAAAAUGGACCCGUUUUGAUUGAGAAAUUCGGAAGGAGCAAGAAGAAAUAGGUUCAAGCACCUCCACCAGAUUUUGAGUGCAUCGAUGAACUUGAUGAAGAUGAUGCCCCGCCUAAGGAAUACCCAUUGAAAGUGGGAUCUUUAUAUCAUUUAUCUGAUGGGUGGUAUUUGAGAUCAGAGGAUUCCACCAAUUAAUAAGUGACUCUAAUAAACAUGAAUGAUAUAAGCAGAAUCAAAUUUGUUGAGAAGGAGAUAGAAGCAACAUUACCUGACAAAUAGCCAGAACAGAAAUUAAAGGACAUGGAAUGGACACCUUUAUUGGCAUUCGAACGAUUUCCUAGGUAAAGAGGAGGUCAUUCAAUGCAUUCAAUAGGAGAUUACGUAGUGUUGUUUGGAGGUUGUUUGUUGAACAUUUAAUGCUUCAAUGACUUAUUUUUAUUUAAUGCAAGGACACGUAUAUGGACGACACCAAAGGUAUUUGGAAUACCUCCAGUAGGUAGAAGUGGAUUCGGAUCACUGGUUAAUGGAGCAAGACUGUAUAUAUUCGGAGGACAUACUAUGUAAGGGUUGGUCAAUGACUUAUUUGUAUUUGAUUUGGAGAGUAGAAGUUGGAAUUAAUUGUCAUGGCCAGGUUAAGCACCAACACCAAGGGCAGGUCAUAAAAUGGUAUUGACAAAAUUGGGAGGUUUAAUUUUUGGAGGGUUUGUUGGAGAAGUAUACACAAAUGACAUAUUUAUUCUGGACUUUGUAAAUGAGAGAUGGGGAAAACCAUCAGGUGGUGGAGAUGUGCCUCUUGGAAGAGAGAGUUUCUCAAUGACUUAUCAUCAUGGGUUGACUUAUGUUUUUGGAGGUUAUGCUAAAGGAUUGAUAAUGAAUGAUCUAUAUACAAUCAAUGAAGAUUUGAUUUGGCAGAAAAGGGAAGUGGAAGGUGAUAUUCCUAGUCCUAGAUAAGGAGCAGCUAUGGCUGAAUAUGAUAAUAGAAUAUUUAUAGUUGGAGGAUGCAAUCCCAUAUUAUUUGAAUGCUAUAAUGAUGUUUAUACAUUAGAUACUCAAUCGAUGACCUUUGCUAAUGUGACUGUGGAGAAGAAAAGAAAUUUAAGACAAGUUGCUUAUGGUAGUAUGGUAUUCGCAGGAUCUUUAUUGAUUCAUUUUGGUGGAUGCAAAUUAUUAAAACAUUGCAGUGAUUCAUUAAUAGGAUUGGCUGUGGCAUCAGCUGAAACAUGUCCUCCUUGUAAGAAUGAUGGAGAGUGUAGAGCUGGUCAUUGCAGUUGCAAAUAGGGUUGGCAAGGAAUUGAUUGUACUUAGAAGGUUCUCUGUAAGUAAAAUUGUUUGGAAUAAGGAAUAUGUUUAAGUAAUGGAUAUUGUAAAUGUUAUCCUGGAUACACAGGAUCUGUUUGUCAAUUGAAUGUGCCAUGUCCAGGUAAUUGUACUGAUGAAGAACAUGGUAUAUGUGAGUUGGAUGGAAAAUGUAAAUGUUUUGAAGGAUUCUCAGGUGUCACAUGUAGUGGUAAUCCUGAAAUCGAUAGCAAAUUGCCACAAUCAACGGGAUGUUUGGAUGAAUGCAAUCACAGAGGUUAAUGUAAUUUUGAAACUGGAUUGUGUGCAUGUGAGGAUGGAUUCAGUGGUCCUGAUUGUUCACUUGUCUAAGGAACAGAAUCUGGGUAUACUUCUAUUUGGGAUCUAUUAAAGGAGUAUGACGGUGAACACGAGAAUGAUUUAGAACCAGCAGAUGCAGGAGAAGAGGAUUUAAAAGAAUUUAUUUCGACUGGAUACAAAUUUAAUCAAAGGUAAGAAGGACCAAUGCCAAUGUUUGAUGAUGAUAUUGAUAGAGUAUAUUAUGUAGAUGUAGAUGAAAAUGGUCAUGUUGUAGACGAUAAUCAUCAAAACAAUAAUAAUUAAAAUGAUAAUGCUCAACAAUAGGAUCCUAAUAAUGAAGAUAAUAGUAAUUAUCAAUAAUCAUUACAAUCUGAUCCUAAAUUUAAACCUUACAAUAUUUAAGGAGAGAAUACCAACAAUCUCAAUAUCUUACAAUCCAAUCAAAAUCCUUUUUCAUUCAAUUUUAUGAUGGUACCUCCCAAGGUUUCAUCCAAAGAAGAAGAUCCAUUUAAAUUGUUGUUAUUAGAUGAAUGUCCUAAAAGAUGCUCAGAACAUGGAGUAUGCAUUGAGCAUGAGUGUUAUUGCUGGUUUGGUUACACUGGAGAUUGGUGUUAGGCUGAAAAAGUCAGUGAUUUCUAUAAGGGAUGGACAAAAAAGGGAGUGAUUUAGGCAUGCGUCAUAAGUUUCAUAGUGGGCAUGAUUAUCGGCUAUGGCAUAGUGUUGCUAAUGAAAAAGAGAGGAAAUAAUGAUGAAUUUAGAAAUAUGUCUGAGGUUCCAAGUCAGAAUAUUGAUGACAAUGAAGGAGAAGUGGAAGAACUAAUUAUAUGA